Molecule: messenger RNA, 2882 nt
Organism: Papilio machaon (common yellow swallowtail)
Lineage: Eukaryota; Metazoa; Arthropoda; Insecta; Lepidoptera; Papilionidae
Product: RNA-binding protein 5-A
Exons: 3
Coding region: 331-2535 (734 amino acids)
Biological process (GO): mRNA splicing, via spliceosome
Cellular component (GO): nucleus
Molecular function (GO): RNA binding
Source: RefSeq, a predicted model, not a curated record
AUCUAUGCUUUUUUAAAUUGAUCUGAGAAAAGAAAAAUGGCGUGUUUGUCUUCCCUUCUAAAUCUUUGAUUAGAACUAGAUUACUCAGAAGUCAAUAGGGAAUAAUAAUUGUGAAAUAGAUUUAUCCAAACGUUAAAUUUUUUAGCGACAAAUCAGUGUAAAGGAUCACAAGUACAUUGAAUCCGAGUUUCUUACAGCAGGUAAACAGUAUAUAGGAAGAGAGGGGUUCAUUGUUCAACGGGUUUGCCACAUUUCAUCGAGGAAGGAUCUUCUGCAUCGGGUAUGUGAGUACGUCUGUUUCACAAUGCGGGUGAUGUUCACAGGCAAGUGAUGUCGUGGCGCAGGGACGAACGUGGCUCCCGCUGGGGCGAGCACGACGCUCGCUGGGAGGAUAGGCCGCGGACGCCCGCCUGGGAGCAGAGGCGCAGCUCAAGCCCGCGGCACUCGCCUCAGAGGGACCGCCACCGCGAGCGGUACGAUCGCGAGCGCGACCGGGACCGCCGCGACCGCUAUGAUCGCGACGCGGACCGCUUCCGCGGGCGAGAACGCUUCGAGAAGCGCGACCGCGAGCGCCGCCGCUCGCCGCUGAAGCGCUUCGAUGAACGAGACAUACCGGCCCCGCCUUCGCCGCCCAAGAUCAGCGGCGAGAAAGAAAUUUCACCGAAUUACGAUUCGGAAUCCAACAGCCCUUCGGCAGUUAACCGACAGGAAAGCCAUGCCGAGGGUGGCGACACUAAAUGUGUGAAAAUGGAGGACGCGCAAAGUCCCAAUGGCUCUGCUGGAGAUUGGUUCUGUAAAUGUGGCUCAUACAAUUUCAAACGUCGUCAGGUCUGCUACCGACGCAACUGCCAGGGGAAACGCACAGAAGGUACCAUCCUCGGUAUAGACUCCGAAAGAGGGAACAGCUCCGAUCCUAACUCUGGGAUCACAAAGAGACUUCUUUUCAGACGUUUAGAUGCUUUGACAACAGAAGAAAAGAUUUUGGAAGUAUUGAAAGAGAGAUGCUCAAUGCAAGUCAUAGAUUCUAUUGCAGGUAUUACUAUAGGACGAGAGACAUUGACGGGGGCUUCAAAAUGCCUCGCUUAUAUCAAUUUCAAUUCUAUCUCUCAAUCCACAGCCGCUCACAUGGAGUUGAUGUCUUUAAAUCCACCUCUUGAAAUAGAUGGUAAAGAAGUGUUAAUUACUUUUUAUAAUGAGCCACCUAAACUACCAAAAUCUGUUUCAACCACUUCAGCAGAAUAUUCAUCUUACUAUGCACAAAUGGCAAACUACAAUGCACCAUCAUCUGCGGCACUCUCAGAAGCAGACAGAGUCAAUGCUGCAGCGGCAGUGGCCCAGUCUGCCAUUAACGCUGCUCAAGCUCGGCAAAUGUCCUGGGUGCCAGUGUCUGCACCUGUGUUUGUUUCUUCAAAUUCACAAAUGAAUGCCGCAACCAAAAUUCCUACUGGUGACGGCAAAACUGUGUUCACUGCACCUGAUGUUAGAACAUUUAUGUAUGAUGAAACAUCAGGAUAUUACUAUGAUCCUGCCACAGGCUUGUACUAUGAUGGAGCAACCCAAUACUUUUACAACAGUCAGCUAAGUUUGUACAUGUACUGGGAUGCAACAUCCUCCACAUACAUAGCCGCCACCCAAGCUCAGCAGAACACGGACCAGCCAAAACUGCCCAGUCCACCAGAAGCCACAACAGAAAAUACUAUUAUAAAAGAACCAGAGGAAAAGAAAAAGAAAGAUAAAGAGGAUAAAGUAAAGGUGGCUAAGAAGAUUGCUAAAGAUAUGGAACGAUGGGCUAGAACUCUAAAUCAAAAGAAAGAAAAUGCUAGAAGCAAUUUUGUAAUGGAGCAACCGUUGGAUACUGGUGCCAGUAAAGGUUCAGCCGAUAUAGGUUUCUCUGUUCUGGGCAGUACUCCCCCCACCUUGACACAUGUCAGAGAACUAUCACCUCCUCCGGUGUCGACUGAUGAAUUUCUUGUAAAAAAAACUGAGCCCGGUUUGUUUGAAAGUGAUGAAGGUAUCAUCGACUGGGCCAAGUUGACAUGCCUUGUUUGCAAACGUAAAUUCCCAUCAGUGGACGUUCUAACAAAACACAAAACAUUAUCAGACUUGCACAAACAGAAUUUGGCAGAGUUUCGCAAGAAAAAUGAUCUCCUGCCGCAGACCAAUGGGUACAGAGACCGAGCGGCGGAGAGGAGGAUGAAGUUUGGUGAGGAUGAGCCACCGCCUAUUAGAAAGCGAUACGAACCUUCUGAAAGUUCACAUGCAUCGGUCAUGUCACAUCCCCCUCCAUCAGUUGUGGAUACAAUCGGGGGAAAAAUGUUGCAAAAAAUGGGCUGGUCGGAGGGCCGGGGGCUGGGCAAAACGGAGCAGGGCAGGAUAGCGCCCAUAGAGGCGGAGCAGCGGCCCACGCUGGCGGGGCUGGGGCAAAAGCGCGGCGUUUACACCCCCACACCAGGGGAGACCUACAGAGAUACGGUCAAGAAGUUGAUGAUUGCUCGCUACAAAGAAGUUGUCGGACAAGAGGAAGGAAAUCAUUGAUGUGGGGGCCGCAAGCGCCUUACGACAGAAGUGGCGUGCGCCCGCACUGUGCGAGUCAACGCCAGCAACCAGACUCCGUGCCAAACAAAGUUCUCUUACAAAAUACAAUCCUCUGUUGAUAUUUCUGUUCACAUGUAGAAUAUGUCAGGAAUAGGAAUUACCUUUUUUUUUUGUUUUUUUUUUUACUGUCCCUCCAUCACAUACCGUACCUAUAUUACAAUUAGAUUGAUAAAGAUAUGAACUCGAAUGGAUUCCAUUAUAAAAGACAAGUUUUUUUUUAGAGCAUCUAAAUGUUAAAAUACUAAAAUUUUAUUAGAUAUUUUUGUACUAAAUAAGACCAUUAUAGU